Linum trigynum is the source of this 1420-nucleotide messenger RNA. Lineage: Eukaryota; Viridiplantae; Streptophyta; Magnoliopsida; Malpighiales; Linaceae. The record is from the annotation of a GenBank genome assembly.
UGUUCGUCCUUGUAAAUGUUUGUUUAUGGGGACCUCUUUUGUAAUUUUCGAAUAAAAGAUGGAGGAAAAUAAUUAAAAAAAAUUGGAGGGCGGAUCAUGGAACACGUGUACAAAACAGACCCGCGCGCCAAAUACAAACCCUGAAGAACCUUAUCGCCAAGCUAGGCUAAGCUCUCCACAAAGAAACCCCCAAAUCCUCAAAAGAAAAUGCUGGGAAUUUCUGCUACAACAAUGGCUUCUUCCCUUUCCACGACCGCCAUCACCUUCCACAAGCUCCGCAUCCGAGCAUCAGCCGCCUCAUCGUCGGCUUCGUCCUCCGCCAUACCAGCCGGCGGCAGCGUGGAUCUCAGCACCCUCGAAUCCGCCAUUUCAAAGAAAGACAGCACUGCAGUGAAGGAGGCGCUUGAUCAGCUGAGCGAACUUGGCUGGGCAAAGAGAUGGAGUUCUCAGCCAUAUGUCUCUCGUCGGACGACAUCUCUUCGGGAGCUCACCACGCUUGGGAUUAAGAACGCAGAGAACCUCGCAAUCCCAAGCGUUAGGAACGAUGCAGCUUUCCUUAUCACGGUGGUCGGAACAACAAGUUUUCUAGGAGUCCUUGCCGGUCAGCUCCCAGGGGAUUGGGGGUUCUUCGUGCCAUACUUAAUCGGGAGCAUUUCCCUAGUAGUUUUGGGUAUUGGGAGCACUGCACCUGGGCUGCUUCAGGUCGCCAUUAACGGCUUUUCCUCAUUCUUCCCGGAUUACCAGGACAGGUUAACUAGACAUGAAGCUGCUCACUUCCUAGUUGCGUACUUGAUUGGGCUUCCAAUCCUGGGUUACUCGCUGGAUAUCGGGAAAGAGCAUGUCAAUCUCAUCGACGAGAAGCUGGAGAAGUUGAUCUAUAGCGGCCAGCUUGAUUCGAAACAACUUGACAGGUUGGCAGUUGUUGCAAUGGCUGGACUGGCUGCAGAAGGUCUGCAGUAUGACAAAGUGAUCGGUCAGUCAGCCGACCUUAUCAGCCUUCAGAGGUUCUUAAACAGGACUAAGCCAAAUCUGAGCAAAGAUCAGCAACAAAAUCUCACCAGAUGGGCAGCCCUAUUUGCUGCAUCUCUUCUGAAGAACAACAGGUCGCUGCACGAAGCGCUAAUGAAGGCCAUGUCGAACAAGGCAUCCGUACUAGAAUGCAUCACUGCCAUCGAGCAAGCAGCAGCUGCCUAAUAUCUCCAGUAGUUCUUUUUCGAUUGUGUAAAAAUGCGCGGAAAUGAAAUGGAGAACUAUAAUGAAGGGAAGUGGCAUAUAGAAGAAGACUUAGAGUUUACUUUAUUGCGAAUUUGUGUAACUCUCAUUACAUUUGAUCUGCCAAAAUGGGGUUUAUUUGAAAUGUAAAGAAUCAUUGUGAAGAGAGAAAUUGUAUUACAGGAACUAAUAACAUACUGGCCAGUGG